CAAAAACUUAUGUAACCCUAACCUUAAAAUAAAUUCUUUUUGAGUCAAAUAUUUUCCAAAAAGAAUUUCCUCUUUUAAUUUAUUAUACAAUGGGUAAUUUCCUGGGUCACGUCCCUCAGAAUGGUAUCGAUUUGUGGCGGCAUCCCGAGAUAACGCCCCAUCCGGAAGAAGAACCCACUUUUGAUCCGAUGCUGGGUUUUCCCAAUGGUAGAAAGCCUAGGGUAAUGAUUGCUACCAAAGACGAACUAGUAUCAGCGAAAAUUCCUCUACAAGACCGAGACUAUUGCGCGCACAAAUUGCUCAUAUACCAGGGCUGCAGGAAGGACACUUUUCCUUUUGUCGUAAAGUGCGCCCACGAAAAACACGAUUUUCUCAACUGCAAAUAUGACGAUUUCGUCAUAAGAAUGAAAGAAUACGAAAGGGAACGCCGUCUUAGAGUGAAAAGACAAGAAAUUAUUCAGCAACGUCAGAGCCAACUAAUUGAAGCCUAAUAAAUUUUGAUUUUUUUCUAAAAUGUAGUAUGGAUUAUUUAUAAAUAAAAUUUGUUUGAUGUUUUUCUUGUUUGUGAUACAAUGAUUUAGGUACUAAAAAUAAAACAAACU
Ceutorhynchus assimilis (cabbage seed weevil) is the source of this 602-nucleotide messenger RNA. Lineage: Eukaryota; Metazoa; Arthropoda; Insecta; Coleoptera; Curculionidae. The record is from the annotation of a GenBank genome assembly.